This is a messenger RNA of Oncorhynchus tshawytscha (Chinook salmon), 6490 nucleotides long. RefSeq names its product mucin-17. NCBI's taxonomy places the organism in Eukaryota, Metazoa, Chordata, Actinopteri, Salmoniformes, Salmonidae. The record is from RefSeq and is a predicted model, not a curated record. The coding region runs from base 515 to 5536 and encodes 1673 amino acids. The transcript has 5 exons.
AGGGUGGUUUGAGAGAUGACAUCAUUCCUCAUUUGAAUAAAUCCCAGCCGGGGUAGUGAUUGGUCAGGAGAUGGAGAAAGUCGAGUUACUUGGCUAUUCAUCCCUUUCAAUUUCACCCCCGCGCGCAAUGCCGUGGUAAAACCCUCUCUGCCUGUCCAUCCAUCCUGGCCAGUAGAGAGUGUGUGCGUGGACUGCAAAUCGCUUUUCCUUUCUUUGGAAGGGACGCGCAUCACUUCUGGAAACUGCGGUCGACAGAAGUUUCUUGGUAAUCUGGCUGCUGUAUUUUGGCCUGUUUCUCAUCUUGUUCGGUUUCAUUUUGUAAUUUGUUACACUUUGUAUUCGAGGAUACUGAAAGGAGUCGGAGGAUAUUGUCAAACACUGGGCGUAGCUGGAGAUCAAGCUAUAGCUAGCUACACUGCGUUGAUCAGACUCCACCAUCGCCUGAGUGCAGUUACAAUCUUCAGUCUCAAGCUCUCCAGCCCUCUGUAGAGACGGACAGCCAGGACUGAGGGAGAUGAAACCGGAUGGGGUUGCCACGGCAGCGAUGGAGCCAAUGGAACAACUGGAUGCCGAUCCGGUAAACGAGUCAGUUGCGAUGGGAGAGGAGCCUAACCAGGCUGCGCCGGCACCACAGACUGAGGGAGUUGGCCAGCAGGGAGAGAUGGGGCAGGGUGAGCCUCAACCAGAGCCAGCCCAGGUGGCACCCACCAAGACGGGGAACAGCAAGGCUACAGCAGACCCAAAAGCCAAGACCAAGGCCCCCGCUGCUAAGACAAAGCCUGGGACCACCACCACCACAAUUAAGACCAUGACCGGACCAGGGUCUCGACCCAACACCGCCCAGAGCCGACUGACCAAUGGGGUUUCCAAGCCACAUGCCAACGGAGUGGCCAAGAAGACCACCGCUGGUGCCCCAGAGAAGACCACGCCCAAGAGGCCCGUAGGCACAGCCGUUGCCCCUACCACUAAGACCACCGCCAAGGUUGGUGAGAAGAAGCCAGCGGGCACCACCCGCCCUGCCUCGGCUCCUGCUGCCACCAAUGGGGUGAAGGCCACCACAGGAACAGCAGCAAAGAAGACACCUGCGGCGCCAACUAAUGGUGUCAAAGGCACCACCACCGCUGCUAAGAAGCCCACAGCUCCCCGGCCUGUCUCUGCAGCUACCACCAAGCCCAGCACUGCCGCUGCUCCCAAGCCUGAUAGGCCCCCUGUUUCCAAGACAACCAGGCCUGCCACUGCUGCUCCAGGAUCUCGCCCUGCCUCUGCUGCAGCCAGCACAGCCACAGCCAGCACAGCCAAGAGCUCCACAUCCACAGCCAAGCCUGGCACCCCCACGGCUAAAACCACCUCCACCACUCCCAGACCAGCCUCUGCCAAAGUCGGCUCUACAACACCCUCUGCUGGACGGAUCCCAACAUCACAGCCCUCAAAAACCGCAACUCCCAUCAAGAAAGAUGUUACCAAAUCAGCCACCAAGAAGCCUGCAGCGGCUCCUCUCACUCGCACCUCACCAGCCAAGACCACCAAACCUGAGACUCCCAAAUCAGCCUCCUCGUCCAAGCCAGACUCCACCCCCAAGAAGCCGGCUGCCAGCAGCAAGGCCGCAGACACCAAGAAGACGCCAAGCAAGCCCACGCCUUCAAAGGAUGUCAGUGCUGGCCCCAAGACCCCUAGUAGCAAGCCAGCAGGGAAGGCUUCCACCCCUAAGAAGACUGUGGGUAGCAACACUCCCAUGGCAGUGAAGCGUGGCCCCAAGCCCACGAUGGCGGCAGAGCCCGCGACUAAAGAGGGUGAGACCCAGGACGCCGCUGUUGCUGCCACCAUAUCUGCAGCUGCCUUGGCUGCUGUGGUCUCCAUGGCAACCUCGGAAGAAGCAGUGGUGGCUGUGGUCCCAGAGGAGAAGGAGACUGUGACCCCUCAGGCCAGCCAGCCAGAGGAGGCCCCAGAGGCCUUUAUCUCUCAGCUGUCAGCUCAGCUGGACCUGGUCCCCCUGGAAGAGCCAGCAGACACAGUGUCUCCCCUGGGCACCACGGUCUUGUCUCCUCCAUGCUCCCCCACCGGGCCCAUGUCCCCGGUCAGGGAGCCCCAGAAUGACUCUGCUCUGCUGGACAUGCACGUCCAGCCAGAACCCAGUUCCCAGAACCAGUCUGCCAUGGCUCCACAGAGCCCGGUCCAGGAGGAGGUGAUAUUCCAGGCAGACUGCUGGGCCCAGAACCAGUCUGCCAUGGCUCCACAGAGCCCGGUCCAGGAGGUGGUGAUAUUCCAGGCAGACUGCUGGGCCCAGAACCAGUCUGCCAUGGCUCCACAGAGCCCGGUCCAGGAGGAGGUGAAGGUCCAGCCAGAUGAGCAGCAGGAGGACCUUCUCAUGCCCUCCUCUUCAGCCCCUCCUGCAUUCAGCAUAAUGUCUCAGCCCAUGGAUGAGUUCACCUCGGAGGUCCUGGUCUCUCCCUCUCAGGACCAGGAAGAGGCAGUGGAGAAGGCAGAUGAGGAGAUCAACGAAGAUGAUGACGAUGAGGAGGAAGAGGAGAGGACAGUGGGCAAGCCGACAUCACUGUUGGACAUGAGUAGCUCUCAGCCCUCAGAGGAGGCCAAUCCUGCAGGCUUCGGUGGUGCCACCGGUUGGCAUCGGGAUGAUGUCUUGUCAGGGAUGGAUUCUGAGGAUGUGAGCAGUAUGAGCAGCCGCCUGCAGGCGGCGUCAGAGUUGAGCAGCACCCAGCAUAUGGGCCUGCUGCAAGGUACCCAGAGCUCCGACGCCCUGGUAGACUCCAGCCUCAAGGGAGAAGGCUCCCCCGAUGUGGAGACACUGCUCAACGAGGAUAAUGAAGAUGAGGAGGAUGGCAAGGUGGGCAAGCCGACAUCAAUGUUGGACAUGAGUAGCUCUCAGCCCUCAGAGGAGGCCAAGCCUGCAGGCUUCAGUGGUUCCACCGGUUGGCAUGGGGAUGACGUCUUGUCAGGGAUGGACUCUGAGGAUGUGAGCAGCCGCCUGCAGGGGUCAUCAGAGAUUAGCAGCACCCAGCAUACGGGCCUGCUGCAGGGUACCCAGAGCUCCGACGCCAUGGUAGACUCCAGCCUCAAGGGCUCCGAGGGAGAAGGGGCCUUCAUGGGCUCCCCCAAUGUGGAGACCCUGUCCAACGAUGAGGAGGAAGAUGAAGAGGAAUAUGAGGAUAGCAAGGUGGGCAAGUCGACAUCACUGUUGGACAUGAGUAGCUCUCAGCCCUCAGAGGAGGCCAAGCCUGCAGGCUUCAGUGGUGCCACCGGUUGGCAUGGGAAUGACCGUUUGUCAAAGAUGGACUCUGAGGAUGUGAGCAGCUGCCUUCAGGGGACAUCAGAGAUUAGCAGCACCCAUAAUAGGGGCCUGCUGCAGGGUGAGGAGAUCAACGGAGAUGAUGAGGAGGAAGAGGAGAGGACAGUCCUGGUAGACUCCGGCCUCAAGGGCUCCGAGGGAGAAGGGGCCUUCAUGGGCUCCCCCAAUGUGGAGACCCCGUCCAACGAUGAAGAGGAAGAGUAUAGGAAAGUGUGCAAGCCGACAUCACUGUUGGACAUGAGUAGCUCUCAGCCCUCAGAGGAGGCCAAGCCUGCAGGCUUCAGUGGUGCCACCGGUUGGCAUGGGAAUGACCGUUUGUCAAAGAUGGACUCUGAGGAUGUGAGCAGCUGCCUUCAGGGGACAUCAGAGAUUAGCAGCACCCAUAAUAGGGGCCUGCUGCAGGGUGAGGAGAUCAACAGAGAUGAUGAGGAGGAAGAGGAGAGGACAGUCCUGGUAGACUCCGGCCUCAAGGGCUCCGAGGGAGAAGGGGCCUUCAUGGGCUCCCCCAAUGUGGAGACCCUGUCCAACGAUGAAGAGGAAGAGUAUAGGAAAGUGUGCAAGCCGACAUCACUGUUGGACAUGAGUAGCUCUCAGCCCUCAGAGGAGGCCAAGCCUGCAGGCUUCAGUGGUUCCACCGGUUGGCAUGGGGAUGACCGUUUGUCAGGGAUGGACUCUGAGGAUGUGAGCAUCCGCCUGCAGGGGUCAUCGGAGAUUAGCAGCACCCAGCAUACGGGCCUGCUGCAGGGUACCCAGAGCUCCGACGCCCUGGUAGACUCCAGCCUCAAGGGCUCCGAGGGAGAAGGGGCCUUCAUGGGCUCCCCCAAUGUGGAGACCCUGUCCAAUGAUGAGGAGCGAGUUGAUAUGGAUGUGAGCUCAGAGCGGGCAGUGGACCAGAACGUGUGUCAGCAAGAGGAUGAGGAGGAUGAGGAGGAGGAGGAUGAUGAUGAUGAUGUGGAGAUGCCCAGCGAAGGGGUGACGGAGAGUGGACUGGAGAGCUGUGGGAAUGCAGAUGAGGAUGACUACACAGAGGAGGACCGUUUGGAUAACCUCAACCGUUCGACCGUCCCACCUUCCUCAGCCUGGGGUCAGACAAACCCCUUCACUGACCCCUGGGCCCAGCCCCACCUCUCCUCCCCCCACACUGCCUCCAGCCCCCUGUCUGACCACGGGGCUGACGGCCCUGAGACGCCCACCCAGUCCUCUGCCCAGGCCUGGUUGGAUCUCAGUGCCCCCUCUCUGAUGCUCCAGUCAGAGCAGCCCUCAGAGCCCCAGACUGCCCCUGAGGAGAUGGAGAGCUCUUCCCCAGUGGAGGCCUCUGCCCCCCCAGACCCCCCUGCUGUGGGCAUGUCUCAGUCCAGCACCCUGAGUGGCACGGCCCUGGCCGUCCACAGCAGCAGUGAAACCAGCACUCCCGAGGAGCUCCGUGACUAUGACAGCAGCUCCGGGGUGGAGUCACGCUCUGACAAGCAGCAGACUCCCGUGCCAUCCAAUGUGCAACCUGACCUGGAGCAGGACUUGGGCAUCCAUCUGGAGCGAGGUGACGAGGAGGAGGAGGCUGAGACGCUCCCUGCUGACGAGGUCCUGGGAGCAGGCCCUCCUACUGCCCCCGCCUCUGCCCCCUCCUCCCCCUCCACCUCGGGAGACGAGGCCAGCGACACGGAGGGUGAGAUGCAGAUCAAUGACCCAGAUGUUCCCGUCACCAUGGAUGACAGCGCUGAGUUCGACAGUCCACCGUCCGCCCGUAUCCUGCCUGCCCUGGAAGAGGAUGAGGAGGUGGUGGAGGCGCCGGCCGGAGGAGAGGAGGAGGACGGGGGUGGCGGCACACCCCAGUCUGCCAACUCAGUGGCGUCUUACGGCUUCGACUGCACCAUGUCCAACUCCAACGCCCACUCCACUGCCGAGAGCUGCGGUAAGAGUCCCGGCAUCUUCUCCCUGGAGAACGAGGACCAGUUGCCCGAGGAGGCCAAGGACCCCUCCCUCAUCAAGGAGCUGACCCUGCCAGCAGCGGCCGCCCAGUCAGAGGAGCUGCUGGGAGGCCCUGUAGACCUGCUGCCCCUGGGCCAGCCUGGGGACCAACACCACUACAUGCUGGGGGGGAAGAUGGAUGCUGACGACCUGGAGGACACCCUCUGCCUGGGGCCCCAGGAUGCCGGGGAGGCCAGCGAGGGCCAGCCACCCUACUACUCUGCUAUAUGCGAUAAGACUGAUAGCUUUCUGGCAGGUAACGUAUAAGUCCCUACCCCUGGAAUGCACCUCUCCCCCCUUGUUGUUCUUAGUUUUUCUCUCGAGGUGGGUUAGAUGGUUUAGAAAAACAAGCAAAUGAUGGUAGGAAACAAAAAAAGCAAGGGGACCGAAAGACUGUAGAUCAGUGAAGCCUCCCUCUUUCAUACUACUAUUAUGGUUAUGAAUGUAUGGCACUACUUUAUAUGUACACUAGCUACCAUUUUCUAUUAGAAUGUUCUUUUUAAGUAACACUGCGUACUCCGUAACCCCUGAGGGGGCAUUGACUGACUGGUCCGUUGGGACAAAGCUCUUAAAAGAAAAGGAGUAAUGGACUCUACCUACAUGUGUAUUUAUCCUACUGUUUUUACCAAACAAAUGUCAGUUAUUUUGUUUUUGUACUUGUUUUGUUGGAACCCGGUCCUCCCUCCCCUAUGUACACGCUCCAUUUGAUCCUGCACCGUAGAGAUAUCUUACUCUCUUUUUUUACAAGUUUGUCUUGUUUUCAACAACAUUUUAGUAUUGAAUAAAGACUAGAUAUUUAACAUGGCUUUCCUCCCCUUAUAGUUUUGUUGAGGUCGGUAUGGGAGUGUUCAAUUUGAAGUUUGUCUAGUUUUAAUUUGCGCUACAGGAAGUUUGCCUCUCCCUGCAUAGAUUAUCAUGGCAAGUAAAGUUGUCAUGUACGGUGUUUUUUGAGGCAUCUGUUUUAAGUGUUCAUGCCUCUUAGUUGAUCAUUUGUGCUUCAGAACCAACUAACAACUAUUUCUGGGGGAAAAACGUGCAUUCCUCUGCAUUUUAGAAUGCUUUUCUCACUGAAACGCUUUUAGUGAUAUUGCAUAUUCCAACUUGCAUGUACUAACAUUGAAAUUGUAUCUGAUUAAACCAUUAUACAGUAGGGAUGUUCAUAAAUGAAUGGUUCACGCUAAGUAGGUUUUUCAAAAUUCCAUUAAACAUCAUUGCAAGGCA